CCUCUUUCUCAUUUAAAUAUAUAUAUAAUGCGACCACAAAAAUUUCGGUUGCCAUGCAGCGCAGAGAGUUUUGUGCACACAGACAAAAAAGUAGUGAUCGUAUCUGUAUUUGGGAAAUCACAGUAUCGUGCAAAAGGAUGCAAAACCAAUAUGCUCAGUUCCAUCCUGCAAGUGGGCCUCCUGGAUGAACCAGAAGUGGACAAAGAAUCAUUUUGUGAGAUCGAAGGAUACUAUGAUUCAAAAGAUAGGACUAUAUAUUUACAUUUAAGAGGACUCCUAGAUACACAUACCCUAAUGGCAGAAUAUGACAAGUUCUUAGAAAACCAGGACUGCAAAGAUUUUCUCAGUGUGUGGGCUCAUAUGAGAGAUAAAUAUGCUAGAGCCCUACUUGUUCUGUUUCACAUAUCACAUGUGAUUGUCCUCACUCAUUCAACUCACACAUUUGACUACAGUUAUGUACACUUAUUCAGAGCCAUGGACAUUGUCAGGCAGAAAAUUUCACCACAACUGUCAGAUGUUCUGAGUUGCAUUUACAGUUUGCCCAAAGACUGGGUGUCCAAUGUCAGACCCUGCUCUCCAAGAGUUUUAUUUUAUUUUGAAACUUGUCCUGCAGUAUUUCAAGACCCCGCUAGUGGAGCUAACAUCAAGAAGCUGGAGCAUUCUUUGGAAGAUCAGAUUUAUCAAGUUUUAAGAAAGAACCGUAUAGUGACUAACAUUAGUUCCAAUUCCUUAUUUGCAAUUCCUGCAAACCAAGAGUUUGUCUAUGUACAUACUGGUACAACUGAAUCUAGAGAUAUUUUGGGUUACAUGGCUAGGAAACUUAUACAAAGUUGCAAAGUUAGUUCUGGAGGUAGUACCUCCAGAAGUUUGGCCAGCCAAGACUCCAAUAUUCAAAUAGAUGAUUCAGAAACAGAGACUCGUUCCUUCAGAUUAUUCCUACAACAGCAUAUAAACCUAGCUUUUGCAAGGGGCUUUGAUGAUAAUGUUGGAAGGCAUACUGUGCCUGCCUAUUUCGAGAUACCCAGUAUUGCAAUAUUUUGUGAUGUAGCAAAUAAAGUAUAUGACUACUUCAUACAUGGAACAGAUAAGGAACUGUUAACCUUGCACAGCUUACUGGACACAGAUGUGAAGUUCAGCAAAAGUAGAUGUAGUAAAGUGCUCCCAAGAGCCCUUCAGACCUAUCAGGAGAAUCUUCCUCAACACUAUACAAGAGCUUAUCACGAGACAAAAUUGGCUCACGCUAUGGCAGUUUUUGAGAUGCACGCAAGGGGUCCUCUGUUUGAGGAGUUCAGUGAGAAGUUACAAGCUGAAUGUGAGAAGCACUGGCGGUCUGGGAGGCAAAUGUGCGAAGUACUGUCUCUGACAGGCAAUCCCUGCACAAACCCCAUACACAGAGGCGGAAGUGAGGGUGCUGGCGGUGGGGAACAGGCGGAGCAAAGGGACGGGGAUAAUGAUUUGCCAAUUAGAGAGCACUGCAGUGGAGUUCGAUAUAUUUGUGCCUGUAAUUGUGGUCGUUGUCAAGGUUCCAGGGAGGACCCCUUUAGUUUAAGGCAGGCCAACUACGACUAUUUUCAAAUGCUGGCCAAACAAUGUGGCUGUGCUCAGUUGGAGAGCACACAGUUUCCUGUUUUCCAGCCAAGUACUCAUAACUAUAGACCAGCACAGCUGUUUUCUACUAAGCGAAAGGAUUCAUUCAGUCAUGGAGAGUCUCCUACACCUCAGGGAAACACACAAGCUUGCAGCCUUGGAGUUAACACUCUAAAUGAUGAUAUUCGCACACCAUAUGGAAGUGGUGGUCAAUCAGAACAAACUAGCGAGACUAAUGAAGAUGCUCCUAAGCUGAGCAGUAAAACUAGCCUAACACCAAGUGAUGCGCACAAGGUUGUCAUAGAAGUGUCUGAUAGUGAUGCAGAAAAUUCGAAGGAGAAGUCCUUAGUUAGGCAGCCAUCAACAACAGAAUAUCUACCAGGAAUGUUGCACACAGAGUCACCAGCUGGCUUGUUACCACAAUUUUCCAGCUGGUCUCUAGUUUGCCUUGGACCAAGUAGCCUAUACUCUCACAACUUAGGAUUACAACAUCAAGCUGGCGUUUUACCUACUUCUGCUUUUCUUUUACCAUGGGAUGUAACUGUAAGAUUAGAACAUCAGAAAGAGAGAGGUUCCCUGUGGCCCACUAUAGGUGAUCAUGGUUACUGUCCAAGAGGAAAAAAUUUCCAGAACAUGAACACAAUACGCGGUAGGAAAUCCAAGGGUGGUAAAGAAUUUGUGGUGAAAAUAUUUGUUGGAGUGGAAUACGAGUGUCCAAGAGGACACAGAUUUAUGGCAUCAGCACCGGACAAGGUUCUGAAGGCCACAGGAAAUGGGAUUGUGAAGGACAGUGGAAAUAAAGUUACAUCCAGCACUGCAGAUAUGCCUCUUUACUUCCCCUGUCCUUGCAGGCAAACGAAGCCACUCAUAGCACAACUAAUGAGAAUUCACGUGGUAACACCAAAGGCACCUGUUCAUGUUACAUUAAACCCUAGAGUACAACCUGGACCUGCACCUUGCCCAAUUUUUGUUACUGGUUGUGAUGAACCGAUUAAAUUAUCGCAAAGUGCUUACUGGGUUUUGAGACUACCAUAUGUGUACAUGGAUGAAAAAGGACCAUAUUUGGCGCCAAAAGAACCAGUACUUACGUCACACGGAAGAUUAUUGGCAGGAAUGUACGGAAUCAGCGAAGUACUUCCAGAAAAGAAAUAG
Molecule: messenger RNA, 2739 nt
Organism: Habropoda laboriosa
Lineage: Eukaryota; Metazoa; Arthropoda; Insecta; Hymenoptera; Apidae
Product: protein SMG8
Exons: 15
Coding region: 28-2739 (903 amino acids)
Biological process (GO): nuclear-transcribed mRNA catabolic process, nonsense-mediated decay
Source: RefSeq, a predicted model, not a curated record